Molecule: messenger RNA, 505 nt
Organism: Microdochium trichocladiopsis
Lineage: Eukaryota; Fungi; Ascomycota; Sordariomycetes; Xylariales; Microdochiaceae
Exons: 1
Coding region: 122-355 (77 amino acids)
Source: RefSeq, a predicted model, not a curated record
CGCCUCCUGAGCAAAGACCAGCAGCCCCUGGCAGGCAGAGUGUCGCGGAACACCCUUGCUGAAACAUGCCCAGUUCCUGCGAUUACGGUCUCCAGCCCUCAGGUCAGCCAGACCACUAUGUAUGCACCCCGAGGCCUAUCUGUCCUUCGCCCUCAGGUUCCGACUCUGGCUCUGUGGCACCGCCUGCCCGGCAUAUUUGAGCGGGAACGGGCUGUCGUCGUGGCGCCAUUACCCACCAUCUUCAAACGACCCUCUUACAAUGGCCAGCACCUACCAUCACCGUCCUGCUGACCAUGAAGAGCAAGCUGCCACACCUUGUGUGCUAGCCUCUGGGCUCGCAGACGUCGCUGGCUAAUCGCAACCGCUGGACCACACACGCCUGGCGCGCAUCGUCAAACAACGUCCACGUAACGACAAUGCCCGUCUUGUUUCGCAGAACGGGAAGUGCGCGAAACGCGAGGAUCCACAAGAGAUAGCGCUGGCACGCCUCUUUGGCUGUGAGGGC